Messenger RNA from Nymphalis io (European peacock), 3325 nucleotides. RefSeq lists its product as uncharacterized. Gene Ontology annotation, biological process: isoprenoid biosynthetic process; cholesterol biosynthetic process. Lineage: Eukaryota; Metazoa; Arthropoda; Insecta; Lepidoptera; Nymphalidae. The transcript is spliced from 8 exons. Gene Ontology annotation, cellular component: cytoplasm. The record is from RefSeq and is a predicted model, not a curated record. Bases 386 to 1582 code for a protein of 398 amino acids. Gene Ontology annotation, molecular function: ATP binding; mevalonate kinase activity.
UCAAUAUUUUAUAGUGUAACAAUUGUGAACAAGCGUACUUUAACAAAUACAAUAAAGUGGUAUAAGGAUCGCAUAGCAAAGAUGAAGCUGCAGGUUCGAUCCAAAGUUGGGAAGUUGUAGAUGAAAGUGACGGCUGUGGCGGCAAGUUCGUGGCCUUGAUCGUCUCUGACAAGUUCCAGGGGAAACCGCUUCUAGCCAGGCAUAGGCUAGUAAACUCAGUACUGCAAGAGGAACUGAAAACAAUUCACGCGUUCACUCUAAAGACACUAACGGUUGACCAAUGGAAAGCUCAAAACCAGUGAUAACAUUGUGUCUAAUUAUUACACAGAUGUUCUAGUCCGUUCGUUGUUUUAUUGACCUUCCCUGCUUAAUAUAAAUCAUUAAUAUGGGUUCCCUCUUGGAAAUCAAAGUCUCAGCUCCGGGUAAGGUGAUUUUGCAUGGAGAACAUUCUGUGAUGUUCGGAAAGUUCGCUAUUGCGGGCAGUCUUGGACUUAGAAGUUAUAUAUCCGUUAAGGAAGUACAGUCUUCUGUUGGAUCAUUUGUCAAUAUAGAUUUGCCAUCCGUGAAUCUCAAAAAUACCUUAUCCCUCGAUCAUAUUCAGAGUCAUUUAUUCAAACCAUCAAACAGUCAGUUAUUGUGGAAAAACCCCCAAACUCUAGACCACGAAAGCCACUUAAGCAAUGUUGAUAAAUGCCUUCAAUCAAUAAAUGUUAAUAUCAACGACAUGAACAGUGUUCAAUAUAAUGCGCUGCGUGGAAUGCUCUAUCUACUUUCUGGAAUUCUCGGCGACACAAAUUCCUUGAAUAAUAGCCUCGAUAUUUGCAUUCGUUCUGGGCUAACAGUGGGAGCAGGAACGGGAAGCUCAGCGUCAUUCGCAGUAUGUUUGGCGGGUGCUUUAAUACAGUUGCUGAAAUUGAAGAGUGGGAAAAGAUAUGAAGACUUUGAUACGGAAGACAAAAUAUUAAUAUCGGCAUGGGCUUACAAUUGUGAAAAGAUAAUGCACGGCUCACCGUCAGGUAUAGAUAAUUCAACGUGCGCACUUGGAUCGUUAGUUGGAUUCAGAAAAGGAGACGGACCAACUAUACCGUCUUUCCAGAUCAAUUUACGAAUACUCUUAGUAGAUACUAAAGUUAGUCGAGAGACUAAGAUUUUAGCCGCAAAAACAGCUUUGCUAAGAGAGCGCAAUCAGAAGGCCGUGGAUUGUAUUAUGGAUGCUUGUGAUCAUAUCGCGACCACUGCUUUUGAGAUUAUGGAAAAACUAGCUACGUGUGACCCAGAAGACUCUGAAACACACUACAACCAUCUAUCAGAGUUAUGGAACAUGAACCACUGUCUCCUAGCGUCUUUGGGCGUUUCCCAUCCAUCGUUAGAGGAUAUCAGAGCAUCGGCCACGAAACAUGGACUCGCUUGUAAGCUCACAGGAGCAGGGGGUGGAGGAUACGCAAUAGUAUUAAUACCGCCGACAACUAAACAGCCGACCGUCGAAGCCCUAAGCAACGAACUGAAGGACAAAGGGUACACAGUUAGCGACACACAACUCGGAGGCCCUGGCGUUCUUAUAGAAUACAUUAAUAGUUUAUAAAAAGUAUCUAUAAUUUACAACAUUUUAACUGACUACACAAUAUUGUAUGAACCUCAAUUUUUAUUUAUCAUUUAGUCCAAUAGUAAAUGAAACAAUUUUCCUACUUUUUGCGGGAAGUGUCUUUUACUUGCAACAUUAUUCGAAACAUUCCGUACCGCUUAUUACAUACAUACUUACAUACAUAUUAGUGCAUUGGUUUUACAUUUCAACUGUAAACGUAUUUGUGUCAUUCUAUCACACUCGAGUGCUACGACAUCGGCUAGAAUUAACAUGCAUAAUAAUUUCAGAAUAGUUUUAAUAUUAUAAGAGUAUUUACACUGGAUGCCGAGAUCGCCCAGUGGUUCGAACGCGUGAAUCUUAACCGAUGAUCGUGGGUUCAAACCCGGGCAAGAACCACUGAAUUUUCAUGUGCUUAAUUUGUGUUUAUAAUUCGUCUCUUGCUUGACGGUGAAGGAAAACAUCGUGAGGAAACCUGCAUGUGUCUAAUUUCAUUGAAAUCCUGCCACAUGUGUAUUCUACCAACCCACAUUGGAGCAGCGUGAUGGAAUAAGCUCCAAACCUUCUCCUCAAAAGGGAGAGGAGGCCUUAGCCCAGCAGUGGGACAUUAACAGGCUGUUACUGUUACUGUAUACUGGAUUAGCCGUGUACAAGGGCUUGGAAUGUCAACACGAUAUUUCAGAAUCUCAGUAACUUUAGCAAAACUCUAGUCUCUUAUUAAGAGAAGCUAUUGAAAAGGCCGUAAUAAAAAUUAGUGAGUUAUCAUCAGUAAUGUUUAUUAAGGACAUAAUAUUAUCUAAUGAUAAUCUAUUUGUAUUCUAUUAAUACCUAAAAGGCAGCUGUUAAUCGUGCCUGUGUAUCGUAAAAUAUCAGAAGAUUUUAAUUUUUAACUCAGUUUUAAUUUGUUAACUCUGGGUGCAGCCGUGUGUAUACCUAAUAGCUUAUUAUCUCAGUAAUUUAUUGUGAUUUCAUAUACAAGUGAAAAUAAAACACAAUAAUAGAUACGGAAUAAAAAUUUAAAAGGAUCAAAAUGUUUUAUUUCGAUUGGGUAGACUAGAGUUGUACUUGAUAUAGUGUUGACACAUACGCAUUCUUACGCACACAAGCUUAUAAAUGACAGAAAUUGACAAGCGACAAUUGGAAUUAAGUUUUUUUUUUAAUUUGUUUCAUGCUACAUGACAUUUUAUAACGUUUUUUAGUUAUCUAUAAACAAUUAAUUAAAAUAUAUAUUGAUGUAAUUAUAUAAGUUUAAAUAUAUGGAAGCAUUAAUUUUUAUUUACUAACUAGUUAGUCAGCAUUUAAUAAAUUUCAAAUCGAAAUUUUAAUAUUAUAAAAUAUAUUUUGCAUUUAUGUUAGUGGUGGUUAUUUCAUAUUCUGACAUCUGUUUUAAUUCCAAGAACUUUAAAGUCGCUUAUUCACGUAAUCGAUCGAUCUUGAAUGACGUAGUUUUUGAUUCAAAUCAAUUGUUUUACGUAACACAUAAUACGUAUCGAUUAAGUGUAACUUGCAACUUUAACUUAAACGAAACAAGCAUAGUCAACGACAUGCCCGAUCGAGUUCGAUCGAAUAAGUGAUGAAGCACAUUAAUGAUAGAUAAAUAAAUGGUUUUUGAUACAAUUUUCAGGCAAUUUUAUGGAAAUGGAAAAUCGCGACUUUUCAAGCAUUUUAUUGUUGGUUUUAUGGUGAAUAUACAAUUCUUGAAAGUAUUUAGUAGUAUUUAGUAAGUAGAAGAUAUCGGGUACAUUG